AUGGCUUCUUCAGCAAUAAUGAAGAGAAGAGAUUCAAUAACAUCCUUAUCUUCUCCUCCUUAUUCUAUUUCUCUUCCUCUUCCUCCUUUACGAAGAUACGACGUUUUCCUCAGCCACAGAGCUAAGGACCACAGAGCUAAUAACGACACUGGACGUAGUUUCAUAUCCGAUCUCCACGAAGCUCUAACAAGUCAAGGAAUUGUAGUUUUCAUAGACAAGGAAGACGAAGAAGAUGGAGGGAAACCGUUGACGGAGAAGAUGAAAGCGGUGGAUGAAUCAAGGUCUUCCAUCGUGGUUUUUUCGGAGAAUUAUGGGAGUUGGGUUUGCAUGAAGGAAAUAAGGAAGAUUAGAAUGUGUCAGAAGUUAAGGGAUCAAUUGGUGCUUCCAAUAUUUUACAAAGUAGAUCCAGGGGAUGUGAGGAAGCAAGAGGGGGAGAGCCUUGUGAAGUUCUUUAAUGAACAUGAAGCCAAUCCUAAUAUUAGUAUUGAAGAAGUUAAAAAAUGGAGAAAAUCUAUGAACAAAGUUGGCAAUCUCUCUGGAUGGCAUCUCCAAGAUUCCCAUUCUGAAGAAGGGGCCAUCAAAGAAAUUGUGAAUCAUGUUUUCAACAAAUUGCGUCCUGAUUUGUUUCGGUAUGAUGAUAAAUUAGUUGGAAUUAGCCAAAGACUGCACCAAAUAAAUAUGCUUUUAGGAAUAGGUUUGGAUGAUAUACGCUUUGUUGGAAUAUGGGGAAUGGGUGGAAUUGGCAAAACGACCCUUGCUAGAAUCAUUUACCGAAGUGUUUCCCAUUUAUUUGAUGGCUGUUAUUUCUUAGACAACGUCAAAGAAGCUUUGAAGAAACAAGGCAUAGCUUCAUUACAAGAAAAGCUUCUAACAGGAGCUUUAAUGAAGAGAAACAUUGACAUCCCUAAUGCUGAUGGAGCUACAUUAAUCAAGAGAAGAAUAAGUAAUAUCAAAGCUCUUAUAAUUCUCGACGAUGUUGACCAUCUAAGCCAACUUCAACAGUUAGCUGGCAGUUCAGAUUGGUUUGGUUCAGGAAGUCGAAUCAUCGUUACAACGAGAAACGAACAUCUACUCGUGUCUCAUGGAAUUGAAAAAAGGUACAAAGUUGAGGGGCUGAAUGUUGAAGAAGCUCUUCAACUUUUUUCACAAAAAGCAUUUGGAACAAACUAUCCAAAGAAAGACUAUUUCGAUCUCUCUAUACAAGUUGUGGAAUAUAGUGGAGAUCUUCCAUUAGCAAUUGAAGUUCUUGGAUCUUCUUUACGUGAUAAAUCAAGAGAAGUAUGGAAAAAUGCAGUGGAGAAGUUAAAAGAAAUUCGUGACAAGAAAAUAUUGGAAAUAUUAAGGGUUAGUUAUGAUUUGCUAGACAAAUCAGAGAAGGAAAUAUUUCUAGAUCUUGCAUGUUUUUUCAAAAAGAAAAGUAAAAAGCAAGCAAUUGAAGUGCUUCAAAGCUUUGGAUUUCAAGCUAUUAUUGGACUUGAAAUUUUGGAGGAAAGAUCUCUUAUUACUACACCACAUGAGAAGAUACAAAUGCAUGAUUUGAUACAAGAAAUGGGUCAAGAAGUUGUUCGUAGAAUGUUUCCGAACAAUCCUGAAAAACGUACUAGGCUGUGGCUUCGUGAGGAUGUUAAUCUUGCUCUAAGUCAUGAUCAGGGAGCAGAAGCAAUUGAAGGAAUAGUGAUGGAUUCAAGUGAGGAAGGAGAAUCACAUUUGAAUGCCAAAGUCUUUUCAACAAUGACCAAUCUUAGGAUAUUGAAAAUAAACAAUGUUUCCCUUUGUGGAGAACUUGACUAUCUCUCUGAUCAGCUGAGGUUCCUCAGUUGGCAUGGCUACCCUUCAAAGUAUUUACCUCCAAAUUUCCAUCCCAAAAGCAUAUUAGAACUUGAAUUGCCCAACAGCUUCAUUCACUAUCUUUGGAAAGGCUCAAAGAGAUUGGACAGAUUGAAGACAGUAAAUCUUAGUGACUCUCAGUUCAUAUCCAAGACACCUGAUUUUUCAGGGGUUCCAAAUCUAGAAAGAUUGAUCUUGAGUGGUUGUGUAAGACUGACAAAACUUCAUCAAUCUCUAGGUUCUUUAAAGCGCCUAAUUCAAUUAGAUCUUAAGAAUUGCAAAGCCCUAAAAGCUAUUCCUUUCAGUAUUAGCUUAGAAUCACUCAUAGUUUUAAGUCUUUCAAACUGUUCAAGCCUAAAAAAUUUCCCAAAUAUUGUUGGAAACAUGAAAAACUUAACAGAGCUUCAUUUAGAUGGAACAUCCAUACAAGAAUUACAUCCAUCAAUAGGACACUUAACAGGACUUGUCCUAUUAAAUCUUGAAAAUUGCACAAAUCUUCUAGAACUUCCAAACACAAUUGGUUCUUUAAUAUGCUUAAAAACUCUCACGUUACAUGGCUGCUCAAAACUUACUAGAAUUCCAGAGAGUUUAGGAUUUAUUGCUAGCUUGGAGAAGCUUGAUGUUACUAAUACUUGUAUAAAUCAAGCUCCAUUGUCCCUUCAACUUUUGACGAAUCUCGAAAUACUAGAUUGUCGAGGUCUUUCUCGUAAAUUCAUCCAUUCAUUAUUUCCAUCAUGGAAUUCUUCAUCAUAUUCUUCUCAAUUAGGAUUGAAGUUUACAUAUUGUUUAUCUAGUUUUUGUUCAAUGAAGAAAUUGAAUUUGAGUGAUUGUAGUUUAAAGGAUGGGGAUAUACCAGAUAACCUUCAAAGCUUGCCUUCACUUGAAAUUCUUGAUUUAAGUGGAAACAGUUUUAGUUUUCUACCUAAAAGUGUUGAACAUCUUGUGAAUCUUAGAACUCUUUAUUUGGUAAAUUGUAAAAGGCUUCAAGAAUUGCCAAAACUCCCACUUAGUGUUCGUAGUGUAGAAGCAAGAGAUUGUGUUUCACUUAAGGAAUAUUACAAUCAAGAAAAGCAAAUGCCUUCAAGUUCAACAGGUAUGGCUGUUAUAAGUUGUCCUAUAACGGAUGAAGAACAUAAUUUCAAGAUCGAUAGAGUCAAUUUGUCAAGUAUUCAUCUUCGUACAAUGGUUCAAAGAUAUAUUGAGGUUCUGACAUGGCAACAAGAAGAAUAUUUCUUCACUAUCCCUUACACUCAGCUUAUUUCAUGCUUUGACCAUAGAAAGCUUGGAUCUUCAAUCACAGUGCAUUGCCAUCAAAACACAUAUGAAUCUAGAGAUAAUGAGAGAAUUGGGAUAGCUUUAUCUGCAUUCUUUCAGGUGCAAGAAAACCCUCAAAAUAUUGGCCAUUCAGAAACUACAUUUUGCAACUUCAUCAUCAAUCUAGAAACAGAUGAUUGCCCUUUGAAAUCUCCUCUAAUAUUUAAUAAAAAUGAAGACAAAUUACGCCCUCCUCGAGGGCUUCUAGUGUUUUUCAUACCCUUUAGAAUCAUCAGUUAUUGGUUGGAUCAAUCUUGCUGUGUUGAUAUCUCAAUAAUUCCUACAAAUCCAAUGGUAAAAGUGAAGGCUUGUGGGGUUUCUUUACUUUUUCAGCAAAAUGGUGGGGUUUUUAUUGGAAAAAUAAUGAAGGGUCUUUUUGGAUCUCCUGAUUUUGCUCAUAAAUUCAUGUUGGAGCACAUAUUAAAUCAGCAAAACCAUGUGGACGUCUCUAGCUUGGUGGAAGGAGGACCCAAUGCAAGAAGUUAUUGGCUAAAUGCCUUGCAUAGGACGGUGGGAGUAUUACCACCAAAGCUUCAACCAAGUAUACAAUCCAAUGAUAUAGAAGAUGGUUCCUCUUCUAAUUUGGCAAUUGAACAAGUUUCAACUCAAAAUGAUCACCCAACAAUUAUGUUGAAGAGGAAUCUCAAAUCGGUCCUACGUAGAAUUUUUGAGGAAUUGAAGCUUAAUGGUGAAUACUACUGUUUUCCUCGAGGAGAAAUUUCCAAAAGAUGGUUUACUCUUCAAGUUAAGAGGCCUUCAGUGACAAUAAAAGUUCCUCCAAAUUUGCACAAAAACAAGAAAUGGAUGGGUUUGGCAUUUUUUGCCAUAUUUGCUAGUGAUAUCAACUCCAAUAUUUCACAAUCAUUCUCAUAUCAAUUGGAAUUUGAUGAGUAUCCAUUAGGGCGUCCAUCAAUUAUUCGUCUGCAUGAUGGAGCCUUCAGUAAUGACUCUCGUCAGUUAUGGGUUUCUUUUGAGCCUCGUGAAGUUUACCCUUAUAGGUUAAAUAAAUGGAGAAACCUUCGUGUUUCUUUUCUACCAAGUUGCUCACAAACAAAGGUAAUAUUAUGUGGUGCACGUCUUCUUUACCAAGAAGAUUUGGAUGAGUUUGUAGACACUAUUAUUGACAGUGUAUUGGGUUGCUCCAUAAACCUUCAUGAGUUUUAUGAUGGAGUGUUUUUAAACAGUAUGUUGAGUUUGAUAAGAUCACAAAAGUAUGAUCCGGAUAUCGAGGAGGACGAGGACAAGGACGAGGCUUUGAUGGAAACUAGAGGAGGAAAUUAUGCUUCCACAUCUAGCAGUUCUCUUGAAUCAACAACAAAAGGCCGUCUUGAUGAUAGCAAUGAUUACUACUAUGAUCUCAAGCAAUGCCUUCAUGUUUUCUUCCAAAGGAGUUUACAGAACCGAUAUGACACCGCGUUCGAUUUUAUCGUACGGGGACACGACGUUCCACAACUAUUCUCUCGCCAACCGGAGAGAAAUAGAGCAAGUAUUGAACUUCCCCCAACAUUAUAUACAAGCAAUGUUUGGAUUGGGUUUGUUGUUUGCACACUUUUAUACGUCAACAAAAAUCCAACAGCUAUCUACAACAACCUUGGUUCAAGGAUGCCUCAUGACCUUAUGUGCCAAUUUGAAAUUGAGCAAGGCCUUCUAAAGCCACUUCAUAUUCACACUACAAUGGAGAACAAAUGGUUGUGGUUGGAUGAAAGACAAUUUGUUUGGUUGUACUAUACGCCACGAAGAACAUUCGGUCACAUUUUGCGUCAUUGCUCGUAUAUUCGCGCUAUUGUUGAAGCUGAUAGUCCUGAAUUGACGGUUCGUCGAUGUGGAAUUUAUCUUCUGCAUAAUCAAGAUAGGGAGAAGAUUGAUCAGAUAUUAAUAGAAUCGUUACCAACAAGAAGCACCUAGGUACAUACUAAUUUACUAAUUAACUUUGCUGUAAAUAAUUCUCACUUAUUGAUGAAGAAAAUUAUUGGUAUUGCCAUAUGAUACAAGCUUUGGUUCGUGUCUUACGUGAUAUGCAAAAGAAUCUUAAACAUAAGUUACCUUCAUCCA
Cucumis melo (muskmelon) is the source of this 5193-nucleotide messenger RNA. RefSeq names its product TMV resistance protein N-like. The record is from RefSeq and is a predicted model, not a curated record. Gene Ontology annotation, biological process: defense response; signal transduction. The coding region runs from base 1 to 5046 and encodes 1681 amino acids. Gene Ontology annotation, molecular function: protein binding; ADP binding. The transcript has 9 exons. Lineage: Eukaryota; Viridiplantae; Streptophyta; Magnoliopsida; Cucurbitales; Cucurbitaceae.